AUGAACAAUACGAAGAAUUCAAAAACAACUUGUUUUUGCCCACCAGCAUAUCAUGGUCAUCGAUGUGAAAACCAAACUCAACGAGUUAGUCUAACUGUACAGUUACGAGUAUUAUCUGAUUUUCGUACUAUAUUCGCUGUUGUUAUUACAUUGAUUGAUGAUCAACAAGGUUUAAUUGAAUCAUAUGAUAAAGUCAACUACUUACCGAUGUAUGUUUGUCUCAAAAAGUAUAAUAUUUAUCUUCUUUAUACCACACGACCAAAAAAUACAUCGACGAACUAUACUGUACGCAUUGACAUUUAUGAAAAAAAUUCGUUCGAAUUUCGAGGCACUUGGGCAUUUUCCAUUCAAUUUCUGUUUUUGCCUGUCCAUCGUACAGCUGUUCAGUUGCAUAUUCCACCAACAAAAGCUAUUUUACAAGGACAAGAAACAGAAAAAUGUGGAAAUCAUGGUCACUAUUUACAAUAUGUGAACACCAAUGGCACUUUUUGCAAAUGUGAUAAAGGAUGGUCUGGAUUAAAUUGUGAUAUUCAAUAUACAUGUAAUUGCUCGCCAGAUUCACUUUGUCUCGGUCCCAAUCUAUGUUUGUGUCCACUGCGAAAAUUUGGCCCACGUUGCUAUCUAAAGCGUUCCAAAUGUUCAUGUAAAAAUGGUGGAUUCUGUGCGUGGAAUGAUGAGUGGAUUAGUCAGCAUAAUGCUUCCUGGUGUAUUUGUCCAGAUGGAUUUUCCGGUCUCACUUGUGAAAUACGUGAUACAGAAAUUCUUAUCUCAUUCGCAUCAGACGUGGCGAUACCGUCAUCUAUCCUUCUUCAUUUUAUUCAAGUGUAUGGAAAACGGAAUCCUCACAACCACACGACGAUCUUCAAAAAGAUCGCACUCGAUCAAAACACCGUUAAGAUCUACAGAAACGAUCCAUUUCAUAUACUUUUCAUUGAAAUUGAACCUAAAACAUAUUAUUUCAGUGUACUUCAAGAAAACUAUCAUUCUUCAGCUAAUAUCACAUCAGUAAUUACACGAUCGAAAAGAUGUUUACCAAUCAUUGAACUUUUUAAUACUACCAUUGUUACAAGGCAUCUUCUUCGUCGCAUUAAACUUUAUCAUAUGCCAUGUCAACAACGAACGAAACUUGAUUGUUUCUACGACGAAACUCAUAUGUGUAUAUGUAAUCAUGAUCUUCAACAAGCUAAUUGUUUCAAUUUCAAUCACAAUAUGACAUAUAAUUGUAAAGGAAAAAGUCUAUGUGAAAAUGAAGGGCGAUGCUUUUAUGAUAAACCUGACUGUCCAACUUUAUUUAUGUGUGUUUGUGAUGAAUGUUCCUAUGGCUCUCGAUGUCAAUUUUCAACAAAAGGUUUUGCUGUUUCACUUGAUACUAUACUUGGUUACCACAUAAAACCUGAUGUAUCUUUUGGUCAACAACGUGUAUCAAUCAAAAUUACUGUAACAAUCGCUAUGAUUAUGCUAGUAUGUGGUCUUGCUAAUAGCGUUUUAUCUAUUAUGACUUUUCAAACGAAAAAGAUGCGUGAAGUCGGUUGUGGUUGUUAUCUUCUUGUUUCGUCAUAUACAUCAGCUAUUGUUUUCAUUUUGUUUGCUUUGAAGUUCUACUUUCUCAUUGCAUCACACAUGAAUAUUAUUACUAAUCGUAUUUUUCUAUCAUUGAAUUGCAUUCUAAUUGAUUUUCUUAUCAAAAUUCUUGUCAACAUUAUUGAUUGGCUGACUACAUGUGUUGGAAUUGAACGUACUGUUGUUACUUAUCAAGAGAAGAAAUUAGAUAAAGCAAAGACUAAACGAAUAGCUAAAUGGAUCAUUAUCUUUAUUUUUGUCUUAACUAUUACAACUAAUCUACAAGAUCUUAUUAAUCGUCACUUAAUGGAUGAUGAAGAAGAAAAUCGCACAUGGUGCAUUGUAAAAUAUUCAUCAUCAGUUCAGACUUUCAAUUCGGCUAUAUUACUUCUUCAUUUUCUUUGUCCAUUCAUAUUGAAUAUUAUUUCAGCUUUUAUCAUUGUUUUCAAAGUUGCUUAUCAACGUUCUAAUGUUCAAAAACAAAUAUCUUAUCAAAAACACUUGCGACAGCAAUUUUAUCAAUUGAAACAUAUAUUCAUUAGUCCAAUUAUUUUAAUAACUUUGGCUUUACCUCGGCUUGUCAUUUCAUUUCUAUCUGGAUGCAUGAAGUCGCCUAGAAAUCCAUGGUUAUUCUUGUGUGGUUAUUUAAUUUCAUUUGCACCACAUAUGUCUAUAUUCAUUGUCUUUGUAAUCCCAUCGAAACACUACAAGAAAGAGUUUGAUGCAACAUUUGGAUACGUCAAAAGGUAUCUUCUCAAUCGAUUAAGAAACAGAGCAACAUAA
Messenger RNA from Rotaria sp. Silwood1, 2343 nucleotides. The record is from the annotation of a GenBank genome assembly. NCBI's taxonomy places the organism in Eukaryota, Metazoa, Rotifera, Eurotatoria, Philodinida, Philodinidae.